Molecule: messenger RNA, 571 nt
Organism: Lucilia cuprina (Australian sheep blowfly)
Lineage: Eukaryota; Metazoa; Arthropoda; Insecta; Diptera; Calliphoridae
Gene: fabp
Product: probable fatty acid-binding protein
Exons: 3
Coding region: 88-483 (131 amino acids)
Biological process (GO): fatty acid transport
Cellular component (GO): cytosol; nucleus
Molecular function (GO): fatty acid binding
Source: RefSeq, a predicted model, not a curated record
CCAUAUUCAUUCAGUCGUACUCGUCGUGAAGUGCAGUUUAUAUUUAGUCGUUUUCCACACGUUCAAAUAAAAAAAAUAAUUUCUAAAAUGGCCUGCUGGGAAGGAAAGAAAUACAAAUUGGACAAGAGCGAGAACUUCGAUGAAUACAUGAAGGAAUUGGGUGUUGGCAUGGUACUCCGCAAGAUGGGCAACUCUGUGUCCCCUACUGUUGAAUUGAAGAAAGAAGGUGAUGUAUACACAUUUACCACCUCCUCCACCUUCAAAACUUCUACCAUCUCAUUCAAAUUGGGAGAGGAAUUCGACGAAGAAACUUUGGAUGGCCGUAAAGUAAAAUCUGUCUGCACUAUGGACGGCAACAAAUUGGUACAAGAACAAAAAGGUGACAAACCAUCAACCAUUGUUCGUGAAUUCACCGACUCUGAAUUGAUCACUACCCUUACCAUUGGUGAUGUCAAAUCUGUCCGUGUUUACAAGGCUCUAUAAAUUUCUUGAAAAUAGUGAAACUAUUUGUCUAUUUAAACUAAUUCAAUAACUCGGAUUAAGAAUAUGUUGACUACUUUCCUUGCAUUGC